Nicotiana tabacum (common tobacco) is the source of this 3426-nucleotide messenger RNA. The record is from RefSeq and is a predicted model, not a curated record. Lineage: Eukaryota; Viridiplantae; Streptophyta; Magnoliopsida; Solanales; Solanaceae.
AUGCGGGAUGCAAUAAUUCAACUUCUGUUUGAGUUUAAAGAUGUGUUUGCUUGGUCAUACGAUGAUAUGCCAGAAUUGAGUGUCGAUCUAGUGGUGCAUAAAUUGCCAAUUUACCCUGAUUGUCCUCCGGUUCAGCAGAAACAAAGAAAGUUUAAGACUGAUAUCAGUGAUAAGAUCAAAGAAGAAGUCACAAAACAGUUGAAAGCAGGGGUAAUCCGGGUGGUCCAGGAUACUAUGUGGCUGGCUAAUGUAGUUCCCGUGCCAAAGAAAGAUGGGAAAACCCGGGUGUGUGUGGAUUACCGAGAUUUGAAUAGGGCAAGAUAUCACCAGGUGUUGAUGAAUGAAGAAGAUGCCGAGAAAACAGCUUUCACUACACCCUGGGGCACUUAUUAUUAUCGGAUAGAGGUGUAUGUGGACGACAUGAUUAUCAAGUCCAGAACUCAGGAUGAUCAUGUUCGAGACAUGAGGAAAUUUUUCGAAAGGUUACGCAAGUAUGAUUUGAAGCUGAAUCUGGCUAAAUAUGCCUUCGGAGUCCCAUCAGGCAAACUUCUGGGCUUCAUAGUCAGCAGGAGAGGUAUCGAGUUAGAUCCAACAAAGAUAAAGGCUAUCCGAGAUCUACCUCCUCCGAGAACUAAGAAAGACGUGAUGAGUUUAUUGGGCAGGUUAAAUUAUGAAUAUCUGUCGAACCCUCCAGUUUUGGUCCCACCAGAGUCUGGGCGACCUCUUUUCUUGUAUCUGACAAUGUUGGAGAAUUCUUUUGGUUGUGUCCUCGGGCAACAUGAUAUAGCCGGCAAGAAAGAUCAAACGAUUUACUAUCUGAUGCGCACAUCGGUAGGAGCAACACCGUAUUUGCUGGUUUAUGGAACCGAGGCUGUGCUACCUGCAGAGGUGGAAAUUCCUUUGCUCCGGACAAUUGUUGAAGCAGAGAUCGAAGAUAGUGAAUGGGUUAAAACUCGAUUGGAACAAAAAAUAUUGCCCAGAGGAGCAUUAUACUUGGGUGACAUUGAAGGAAACGAUCCCGAAGCAGCUGUGAACGCGGAUGCAGUAAAAAGUUUACUUAUACAUUUACAUUUUUUUGUNUUGAAUCUGGAGGAAUCAUUUUCUAUUCAUGCUGGAAUAGCACACACUCGGUGGGCCACACAUGGGGAGCCUGCUCCUCGGAAUAGUCAUCCUCAGUCCUCUGAUGCUAGGAAUGAAUUUCUGGUUGUUCACAAUGGUGUUAUCACCAAUUAUGAGGUGUUAAAACAGACCCUUGUCCGUCAAGGUUUCACCUAUGAAUCUGAAACAGACACAGAAGUAAUUCCAAAGCUAGCAAAAUUUGUUUUUGAUAAAGCUAAUGAAGAAGGUGACCAGAGCGUGACAUUCAGUCAAGUUGUGCUUGAAGUAAUAAGGCAUCUGGAAGGAGCGUAUGCUCUCAUAUUCAAAAGCCGACAUUACCCCAAUGAAUUGAUUGCUUCCAAGCAUGGUAGUCCACUGCUUCUUGGUGUGAAAGAUGGAGGUGUAUCAAUUUUAAAGUUAGACAUGGCUAAGAAUAACCGCGGUGGUACUCUUAGUCGGCCUGUUUCUGUUCAACGUGCCCUGUCAAUUCUUGAGAUGGAGGUGGAGCAGAUAAAUAAAGGAAAAUAUGAGCAUUACAUGCAAAAAGAAAUUCAUGAGCAACCAGAAUCUGUGACUACUACGAUGCGAGGGAGGCUUAUUCGUGGAGGAUCAUCUAAAGCAAAGACUGUUCUUUUGGGGGGCCUAAAGUAUCACCUCAAAACUAUACGGAGGAGCAGAAGGAUUGUUUUUAUUGGGUGUGGCACAAGUUGCAAUGCAGCUUUAGCUGCAAGGUCCAUUGUGGAAGAGCUCUCUGGUAUUCCUGUAACCAUGGAGAUUGCCAGUGACUUGGUGGAUAGACAGGGACCAAUAUAUAGAGAAGACACAGCUGUCUUUGUUAGUCAAUUGGGAGGAACUGCUGACACUUUGCUUGCACUGGAGUAUGCUUUAGAAAAUGGCGCAUUAUGUGUUGGCAUUACAAACACUGUUGGUAGUGAAAUUGCUAGGCGUACCCACUGCGGUGUUCAUAUAAAUGCGGGCUGUGAGAUAGGAGUGGCCAGUACAAAGGCAUAUACGAGCCAAAUCAUUGUGAUGGCUAUGUUGGCUCUUGCAAUCGGAGGUGACACACUCUCGAAUCAAGCAAGAAGAGAAGUAAUAAUAGAUGGUCUAGUUGACUUGCCAUGUAAGGUGAAAGAAGUACUCAAGCUUGAUAACGAAAUAAAAGAUCUUGCUAAGCUACUGAUUGCUGAGCAAUCGCUUCUUGUAUUUGGAAGAGGUUAUAACUAUGCAACAGCUCUUGAAGGUGCUUUGAAGGUAAAGGAGGUAGCACUGAUGCACAGUGAAGGAAUACUUGCUGGCGAAAUGAAACAUGGUCCGUUGGCUUUAGUCGAUGCAAAUCUCCCUAUUGCAGUAAUUGCCACUCGUGAUGCUUGUUUCAGCAAACAGCAAUCCGUCAUUCAGCAGCUUAAUGCAAGGAAAGGCCGACUGAUAGUAAUGUGCACAAAAGGAGAUGCAGCAUCUGUUUCUGUUGGUGGAUCCUGUAGAGUAAUUGAAGUUCCUCAGGUUGAGGACUGUUUGCAGCCUGUAGUUAACGUCGUUCCGUUACAGUUAUUGGCAUAUCAUUUGACUGUUCUACGUGGACACAAUGUUGAUCAACCUCGCAAUCUUGCAAAGAGUGUGACAACCCAGUGAGCUGCAUGUUAACCUUCAGCUCACCUUGCGACAGUUAGGCAAGCAAGGUGGAACUCAACCAUUUUUGAGUCUUCUGCUAUGUUAAUACCAUUUGACGACAAGAAUUUGAUGGACAUGGAUCAGUGCACCUUUGGCAUUUGUGUCGUUUUUCCACAGGUGAUAUUGACCCCAAUAUAUUUAUUUCAAUAUGCGACGUUGGUAACACAUUUAAGUAUUUAGCCGAGCCAUGCUCUACUCUGUUUACUUGGUGUUAUUAACAUUUGCUUCUGUAUUGUCCUGUUGAGAAGCAGUUAUAGAAUCGAGCUAAUGUUAUAGAUUAAGAAAUUUUUAAGGGUAGACAAGGAGCAUGUUGUGAAAAAUCUCACAAUUCAUCUGUUUAACUCUUAUUUUGUUAAUAUUGUAAUGUGGAUACAAUGAGAGCAUUUGUAUCUCAAGAGUUUAUCUCGGCACAAGUGUCCUGUGAUGUUCGCAAUUUUACUUGUAUGUUCGGAUUCGGCCCAGAAACUGCUUUAAUACAUUAUGAAUACAGGUCUUUAAUAAAGUCAAAGGAGAUCACAGAAGCUACAAGAGAAGUGAGAGAGUGCUUUGCAGAAGAGAAGGUGAUAAUGUUGAGGCUGAUAUGAGUUACAGUACUAAUCUUGUACUCCCCCUAGUGCUGGGUUUUCCAUCCUAUAUACCUAUGUCUAAUAGGUUUGUGUA